This is a messenger RNA of Morone saxatilis (striped sea-bass), 1222 nucleotides long. RefSeq names its product sodium/potassium transporting ATPase interacting 1 (gene nkain1). The record is from RefSeq and is a predicted model, not a curated record. Bases 285 to 908 code for a protein of 207 amino acids. The transcript is spliced from 7 exons. Gene Ontology annotation, biological process: regulation of sodium ion transport. NCBI's taxonomy places the organism in Eukaryota, Metazoa, Chordata, Actinopteri, Moronidae.
CAACCCUCCUCCUCCUCCUCCUACCCCUCUCUCUCUCUCCUUCCUGAAAACCACCCGCGAUUGGUAGGCCUAUUUACCGACAAAAACCAGCGGCCAAGAUGGGUCACUCGCUGUGAGUGGAAGCGCCGGACCAGCGUUACGGGAGGAGGCGGCGGCGGCCUUGUGCAGGUCUAUUCAGCCGGGAAUGGUGUGAGCUGAGACGGCCAGGCAGUCUGGAUCUGACCGGGGACCCGUCAUUCCCCCGGAGCCUCCGCGGCUCCAAGCCGCGUCCUGAGCCCUCCAAGAUGGGGAAGUGCGACGGAAGAUGCACGCUGCUGGUGAUAUGUUCACUGCAGUUGGUGGCAGCCCUGCAGAGACAGGUGUUUGAUUUUCUGGGCUACCAGUGGGCUCCCAUCCUGGCCAACUUCCUGCACAUUAUGGCCGUCAUCCUGGGCAUGUUCGGCACAGUGCAGUUUCGCUUUAGAUACCUCAUCUUUUAUGCAGUAUGGCUGGUCCUUUGGGUGGGUUGGAACUCAUUCAUUAUCUGCUUCUACCUGGAGGUUGGAAACCUGUCUCAGGACAGGGACAUUCUCAUGACGUUCAACACAUCCCUUCAUCGUUCGUGGUGGAUGGAGCAUGGUCCUGGUUGCCUGGUAACGCCAGUGCUAGACUCACGCAUCGCCCCUGAUGACCACCAUGUCAUCACUGUGUCCGGGUGUCUCCUUGACUACCAGUACAUAGAGGUGUUGAGUUCAGCCAUUCAGAUCCUAUUGGCUCUCUUUGGCUUCGUAUACGCCUGCUACGUGAGCAAAGUCUUCCAGGAUGACGAGGACAGCUUUGAUUUCAUUGGUGGCUUUGACUCGUAUGGCUACCAGCCUCCUCAGAAGUCCUCUCAUCUGCAACUGCAGCCUCUUUACACGGCUGGUUAACUGUUGGUAGCGCCCCCUUCAGGCCAAACCCUGACGGUGUCACUGUGGAUGGAAAGCGGCGGUUGCCUUGAUUACACUCACUCUGUGUGUCACAGUUUACCAGAGGAAGGGACUUACCCCACCCAGAGGGAGAAACGUCUGUGCGUGUGUGCAUGUGUGCUUGUGUCUGAGAAAGAAAGAAAGAAAUACAGCCCUGAAUAGAAUGUACAGAGCUCAGGGAAGAACCAGCAUGCCAGGUGGUGUGAUAAGAUGAAGGAAGGAGGAGGAGGAGGAGGAGGAGGAGGAGGAGAACGAUACAGAGAACAAGAGCUGGG